CCCCUCCCACGAACUCCGGCUCGCGUCAUGGCCGCCGCCGCCGCUCUGGAGGCGGCGGCGCCUCCGAGCGCCCUGUGGGGCCUCGUGCACGACUUCGUCACGGGUCAGCAGGAGGGUCCCGCUGACCAGGUGGCUGCAGAUGUGAAAUCCGGCAGCUAUACAGUGUUACAAGUGGUGGAAGCCCUUGGGUCCUCUCUAGAGAAUCCAGAACACCGAGCUCGUGCCCGAGGGAUCCAGCUUCUGUCACAGGUGCUGCUCCAGUGUCACCCCCUGCUCCUGGAGAAGGAAGUGGUGCAGCUGAUCCUGUUCUACGAGAACCGGCUGAAGGACCAUCACCUUGUGAUCCCAGCAGUCCUACAGGGCUUGAAGGCACUUAGCCUGUGUGUGGCCCUGCCCCCGGGGCUGGCUGUCUCGGUGCUGAAAGCCAUCUUCCAGGAGGUACACGUGCAGUCCCUGCCACAGAUGGAUCGACACACAGUCUACAGUAUCAUCACGAAUUUCAUGCGAACCCGGGAAGAAGAGCUAAAGGGCCUAGGAGCUGACUUCACCUUUGGUUUCAUCCAAGUGAUGGAUGGAGAAAAGGAUCCCCGUAACCUUCUGGUGGCCUUCCGUAUCGUCCAUGACCUCAUCUCCAGGGACUAUAGCCUGGGACCUUUUGUGGAAGAGUUGUUUGAAGUGACGUCCUGCUAUUUCCCUAUUGAUUUUACCCCUCCACCUAAUGAUCCCCACGGUAUCCAGAGAGAGGAUCUCAUCCUGAGUCUCCGCGCUGUGCUGGCUUCUACACCGCAAUUUGCUGAGUUCCUGCUGCCCCUGCUGAUUGAGAAGGUGGACUCCGAGCUUCUGAGUGCCAAGCUGGAUUCUCUGCAGACCCUGGAUGCUUGCUGCGCUGUGUACGGGCAGAAGGAACUAAAGGCCUUCCUCCCCAGCCUCUGGGCUUCUGUCCGCAGAGAGGUGUUCCAGACGGCAAGUGAGCGGGUGGAGGCAGAGGGGCUGGCGGCCCUCCACUCCCUGACUGCGUGUCUGUCUCGCUCUGUGCUGAGGGCUGAUGCCGAGGACCUUCUUGACUCCUUCCUUAGCAGCAUCCUACAGGACUGCAGGCACCACCUGUGUGAGCCGGACAUGAAGCUGGUGUGGCCUAGUGCCAAACUGUUGCAGGCGGCUGCAGGCGCGUCUGCCCGGGCCUGCGACCACGUCACCAGCAACGUCCUGCCGCUGCUGCUGGAGCAGUUCCACAAGCACAGCCAGAGCAACCAGCGGCGGACCAUCCUUGACAUGAUCCUGGGUUUCCUGAAGCUGCAGCAGAAAUGGGGCCAUGAAGACAAAGAUCAGAGGCCUCUGGGUAGUUUCAAGGACCAGCUGUGCUCACUGGUAUUCAUGGCCCUGACAGACCCCAGCACCCAGCUUCAGCUCGCUGGCAUCCGCACACUCACAGUCUUGGGUGCCCAGCCAGAUCUCCUGUCUUCUGGGGACUUGGAGCUGGCUGUGGGUCACCUCUACAGACUGAGUUUCCUGGAGGAGGAUUCCCAGAGUUGCAGGGUGGCCGCGCUGGAGGCAUCGGGAGCCCUGGCCACUCUCUAUCCCGUGGCCUUCAGCAAUCAUCUGGUGCCCAGGCUUGCUGAAGAGCUUCACGCAGGAGGCUCAGACUUGACUGGAAGGAACGGGCCUGCCAAGGCCUCCCGGCAUCUGCGCUGCCUGCAGGCCUUGUCGGCUGUGUCGACACACCCCAGCCUCGUCAAGGAGACACUGCCUCUGCUGUUGCAACAUCUCUGGGAGGUGCACAAAGGGAACAUGGUUGAAGGAUCCAGUGAGGUCAUUGCUGUCUGUCAGAGCCUCCAACAGGUGGCAGAAAAAUGUCAGCAGCACCCUGAGAGCUGCAGGUAUUUCCACCAGACGGCUAUACCUUGCCUGCUUGCCCUGGCCGUGCAGGCGUCCAUGCCAGAGAAGGAGCCCUCAGUUCUGAGAAAAGUGCUGUUGGAGGAUGAGGUCUUGGCCGCCAUGGUGUCUGUCUUUGGCACUGCCACCACCCACCUGAGCCCUGAGGUGGCUGCCCAGAGCGUCGCACACAUCGUGCCCCUCUUCUUGGACGGCAACGUCUCUUUUCUGCCUGAAAACAGCUUCCCGAGCAGGUUCCAGCCCUUCCAGGACGGCUCCUCAGGGCAGAGGCGGCUGGUUGCGCUGCUGAUGGCCUUCGUGUGCUCCCUGCCUCGAGAUGUGGAAAUCCCCCAGCUGGACCAGCUCAUGCGGGAACUUCUGGAGCUGAGCCGUUGCCACGGCUGCCCCUUCUCCUCCACCGCCGCGGCCAAGUGCUUCGCAGGCCUUCUCAACAAGCACCCUGCAGGGCAGCAGUUGGACGAAUUCCUGCAGCUGGCUGUGGACACGGUGGAGGCUGGCCUGGACUCUGGGCCCUGUCGCAGUCAGGCCUUCACGCUGCUUCUCUGGGUAACGAAGGCCCUGGUGCUCAGAUACCACCCUCUCAGCUCCCGCCUCACAGCUCAGCUCAUGGGCCUCCUGAGUGACCCAGAACUAGGCCAGGCAGCCGCCGACGGCUUCUCCCUGCUCAUGUCUGACUGCACCGACGUGCUGACUCGCGCUGGCCACGCCGAGGUGCGGAUCAUGUUCCGCCAGCGCUUCUUCACAGACAACGUGCCUGCUUUGGUCCAGGGCUUCCAUGCGGCCCCCCAAGACGUGAAGCCUAACUACCUGAAGGCUCUGUCUCACGUACUCAACAGGCUGCCCAAGCCUGUGCUCCUGCCAGAGCUGCCCACGCUGCUGUCCCUGCUGCUGGAAGCCCUGUCCUGCCCUGACGGCGUGGUGCAGCUCUCCACCCUCGGCUGCCUUCAGCCUCUCCUGCUGGAAGCACCCCAAGUCAUGAGCCUGCACGUCGACACCCUCGUCACCAAGUUCCUGGCCCUCGCCUCCAGCCCUUCCAUGGCCGUCCGGAUUGCUGCCCUGCAGUGUAUGCACGCCCUCACGCGCCUGCCCACCCCUGUGCUGUUGCCGCACAGACCGCAGGUGAUCCGGGCCCUGGCCAAACCCCUGGACGACAGGAAGAGACUGGUGCGCAAGGAAGCCGUGUCAGCUCGGGGAGAGUGGUUUCUGCUGGGAAGCCCUGGCAGCUGAGCCCUCAGCCCUGGCCUCCCUGUUCCAACUGACAAUCUAACCUGGAACUCCUAUGGAACCAUCUUGCCCAAGGCAGGGAAACUGCUGGCCUCUGCCCGCCCUUCCUAUGGGCACAGCACGCUAGCCUCUGCUGCGGGGCUGCGUGGGGAACAGAAGAGUCCUGGCUCCCGCUGGCUUUGAGAAGUGACUCAGUGUGAGACCACUUGUGUCUGAAGAGAGCCCUAGGGCUGUGGGUGUGUCAGAAAAGGGGACAGGCGCUGCCGAGGGUGAGUGAGAUGCGUGUGGCCCUGCGGACCAGGGACCAUGGCUAUGUGUGUACCUGCUGAAGAAUAAAGGCUUCUUUUGGUAACGGA
Molecule: messenger RNA, 3473 nt
Organism: Carlito syrichta (Philippine tarsier)
Lineage: Eukaryota; Metazoa; Chordata; Mammalia; Primates; Tarsiidae
Gene: MMS19
Product: MMS19 homolog, cytosolic iron-sulfur assembly component
Exons: 31
Coding region: 28-3120 (1030 amino acids)
Biological process (GO): iron-sulfur cluster assembly
Cellular component (GO): MMXD complex; cytosolic [4Fe-4S] assembly targeting complex
Source: RefSeq, a predicted model, not a curated record